Coccomyxa subellipsoidea C-169 is the source of this 999-nucleotide messenger RNA. RefSeq lists its product as hypothetical. Lineage: Eukaryota; Viridiplantae; Chlorophyta; Trebouxiophyceae; Coccomyxaceae. The transcript has 5 exons. The coding region runs from base 1 to 999 and encodes 332 amino acids. Gene Ontology annotation, biological process: cytochrome b6f complex assembly. The record is from RefSeq and is a predicted model, not a curated record.
AUGCUUGCAGGUGCUGGCUUCGAGGAGACAGACUUUGCAGUCUUCCGGUUCACCCUUGGCAUUCCGGGAUUUGAUGAUGCGCUGAUUCCCAGAGUGGUGGGCUUCAUUGGAGCAGCUCUGCUCAUUGUGAACCACCUCCUUGAUCAGGGCGAAGCCACCAGCGCUCAGACCAGGACAGAGGUGUUGGGCAGUCUGCUGUCAGCAGUAUGUAUCGCGACGCCGAACAUCGGCAGUCGCCUUCAGGAGGCGCAACCCGGGCGCGGCAGGAUUGCCAAAAGCUCGCAGACACCGUCAGACUCCACUCAGAUAUUCCAGAUUGCCGAUGACACCAGCGACAGGUGUAAGACGGAGCUUGCAUGGGCUUCGUAUGCGCUCCUGCGCAACACAAACAGCAGGGGCAUGAUUGUGGCGGAUAGGGGGAAGCUUUGGCUUGCGAGGGGAGCUGUGGGCCCAGCGGCUGUGCAUGGCAACACUCCUGCUUCCCUCCUAGAUGCCAGCAGGGCAGCUGCGAAGAUGAGCACCCCAGACGGUCCAUUAUUCAAGGUACUUGCAGACAGAGAGUCUGUGUAUCUGCCAGACCAGGCGUCAAUUGGGAAGGCUGGAGCGAACAGCUGGUCUCUACUGCCUGAAAACUCGGGGAGCCUUCUCAUCCAGGCAUUACGGCCCCUCCCUGCUGACGUCCAGCCGGGAGACAGAAGCAGCGUGGAAGGAGACAGUGGAUCUCAGACAGAAGACACGUCGGAACAAGUGGUGCUUGUUCUCCUCGCCACAGCUGUGUGCUAUGACGCGCAGCUCAUUGGCAAGUCUGGUGGCCAUGGUCCCCUGGGGACUCAGCCCUGCUGGGUGCCUGGUGUGCCAAUGUCCAGAUGGGGAACUCUCGCGCAUGAGAUACCAGGCUGCAACGUCACAGAAUUCAAGGCAGAGCAAGCUGCCGCAGCCGCCCUGCUUGGGCGCAAACUCAAGGGCGCUGCUUCACUCCUGCUGCCUCUCGAAGGCUAG